Coniophora puteana RWD-64-598 SS2 is the source of this 2995-nucleotide messenger RNA. Its product is annotated as 2-isopropylmalate synthase. Bases 1103 to 2878 code for a protein of 591 amino acids. Gene Ontology annotation, biological process: L-leucine biosynthetic process. NCBI's taxonomy places the organism in Eukaryota, Fungi, Basidiomycota, Agaricomycetes, Boletales, Coniophoraceae. Gene Ontology annotation, molecular function: 2-isopropylmalate synthase activity. The record is from RefSeq and is a predicted model, not a curated record. The transcript has 8 exons. Gene Ontology annotation, cellular component: mitochondrion.
GCAAGAUUGGACUUGAUAGAACCAAAAGUCAGCAACAAGCUAGCUGUGUAUCAUCGACAUCUCGGGCAGUGGGCGCAUCGCACGAAACUGGGGUCGGAAGAUGGCGUCAGGUCUGCGAUCCGCGUCUCCUGCAAUGACUUAUGCUUGGGUAUACCAUCCCAGCUGUACAAAGGAUUCGUGCGCUCCGAAAGGUACCUUCCCUUGUCCGACGAUUCCAAUCAUUCAUGCAGAUCAUUUCGACACCACUGACUUCGAGCGAUGAUAGGCUCGCACCCUUAAUCCUUCAUUACACGUUCCAGUCUUGCCUUCUGCCUUCGGAACGUUGGGCCUACCCUAGCUUGCUGUAGAAAAACAUCACUCGAGCUGUCAAUCGCGUGUUGGUUCUCCCACACCGCUCAGAAGUGCUUCCAUUGGCGUCCAUUAGAGAUGCCGUGCCCUGCCAAUUCUAUGUACGCGUUAUGUCUUGACGCCUUGCUCGGCGAACCGUCAAAAAGUAUGCCAUUCGCCUUUUCCCGAGAGCUCGCUAUCACUUGCGUCAUUAAUGAUUGGAGCAUAAGGUCGCGAACACUUCGUUCUCAAGCCUGCUGUCCGGCGUUCUACCGUCUGCGUCUUCCUUGGGUCAACGUAGCCCUCGACUUUUCUUUGUGGGUCGGCGGCUAGUCAAAUGUUUCUAGCCACAUAUGGGAGACUAUUCUUAGCACUCAGACGCGCUGAGACCAUACCUGGUGCAUUCGAAUCCUCUUCAACCCAUAGGUGGACGUUAGAGCGCCAUGGCGAUGCUAGCAUGUCGUACUUAAACGCCAACACUCGGUGCAUGCUGUCACUGACCCCAUGUGGAAGGACUCACUGGCACCUUCGCAAAGAAUUCAUCAAAGACUCGACUCGAAGGGAAAUAUGCUUGAACCCAUAAACGGCCACUUAUUUUCCUCCAGCGGCGGCCUGGCAUAUCUCAGCUCCUUCAGUAUGAAGGGAGACUAUUCAGCUUUGACGAGCUUGCGAAGGUGGGGAGCCGAUUAAGGCGCCGUUCAGGUUGGUAGUACUUAUAUCUUCUCCGAACGAGGCGUUGUACCGUCAUUCCGUACGAACCGCCUGGUAGUGCACCAUGCCCAUGCUAAAGGACCCCUCCGAGAAGUACGAUGGCUACGAGCCGAUCGACAUCCCAGACCGGACGUGGCCGACUCAGGUGACGCGCAAGGCGCCGAUAUGGCUCUCGACGGACCUGCGCGACGGGAACCAGGCGCUGCAGACGCCGAUGAACGUCGAGCAGAAGCUUGAGCUGUUCGAUCUGCUCGUCUCCGUUGGCUUCAAGGAGAUCGAGGUGGCGUUUCCGCCCGCGAGCGAGACCGAGUUCACGUUCGUGCGGCGGCUUAUCGAGGAGAAGCGGAUACCGGACGGCGUCGCUAUCCAGGUGAUGACCCCCGCGCGGCGCGACUGCAUCUCGCGCACGUUCGACGCGAUCCGCGGCGCGAAGCGCGUCAUCGUGCAGCUGUACAACGCGACGGCGCCGAUUUUCCGGGACAUCGUGUUCCAGAGCACCAAGGAGGACAUCAUCAAGCUCGCCGUCGAGCACACGCACGUCGUGCGCGCGCUCGCGAUCGAGUACGAGCGCAUAUACGGGACGGUGUUCCAGCUGUGCUACGGCAUCGAGGGCUUCACGCAGUCCGAGCCCGACUUUGUGAUCGACGUGUGCUCGCGCAUCAAGGACGCGUGGGACUCGCAUGGUCCGAGUCCGACGAAGAUUAUCUUUAAUUUGCCGAGCACGGUUGAGUGUGCGCCGGCGAAUCAUUUUGCUGAUCAGGUAGAGUACUUCUGCCGAAAUAUUCCCAAGCGGGAAGAAGUUCUGGUAUGCUUGCAUGCUCACAAUGAUCGAGGAACUGCUGUAUCUGCCACGGAGCUCGGUCUCCUGGCUGGUGCGGACCGCGUAGAUGGGUGCCUACUCGGCAACGGCGAGCGGACAGGAAAUGUCGACCUCAUCAUCCUCGCCCUGAACCUAUACACGCAAGGCAUACCCCCACAUCUCGACUUCAGCGACCUGGGCAAGAUCGUAGAAUCCAUAAGCAGACUCACAGCUCUGCCCGUCCACCCACGACACCCCUACUCCGGUAGCCUCGUCUUCACCGCCUUCUCAGGCGGGCACCAAGACGGGAUUCGCAAGGGUCUCGUCCGGCGGGCGGAGAACCCAGCGCAGAAGUGGCGCGUGCCCUAUCUCCCGGUGGACCCAAGCGACUUCGGCUUCGUCUACCGCCCCGUGCGCAUCAACUCGCAGUCCGGCAGAGGCGGCAUCACCUACCUCCUCGAGCAGGCCUUCCGCUUCACGAUCCCGCGCCCGAUGCAGGCCGACUUCUACAAGACCGUGCAGAACAUGUGCGACACCGAGGGCCGCGAGCUCGCCGUCUCGGAGAUCAUCGCGGCGUUCUGCCACAAGUACCACUUCUCGCCGCCUGCCAAGGUCGAGGAGCUCGACAGACCGGUCGAGAUCGCGAGCCGCGUGGCGCUCGACAGCUUCACGACGUUCCAGGAGGGCCCGGACGAGCCUGUGCGGUUCGAGGGCACGCUGUCGGUGGACCACCGGGACGACGCGGUGUGCGGGCGCGCGGACGAGGUGCACAGUGCGAUCGGGUAUGCGCUUGCGCGGACGCUCGCGGUCGAGUUUGUGGUUAUGGCCAAGUACAUCGAGCCGCUCGCGGAGGGGCGCGGUGCGGCGGGGUAUGUGCGGCUAGGCCUCGAGAAGGAGACGGCAGGCAGCCAGGCGGGCUGGUGGGGCGUGGGCGUGGGGUGCUGCAUCGAGGAGGCGACGGCACGGGCGAUUGUAAGCGCGAGCAACGUUGCGCUGGACCAGGUGUCAGCGGAGAUGGGCUGCUGCAGGAAGGGGUUUUAGAGGCUCGGAUGGACUGUAUUUUUUGGUGUACGAUAGGCAAACGGACCUCAUACCCUUUACAUUGUAUUUUUAUUGCACAAAAAGGAUCUCUGUAUCCUCACACUAUGGCCAUAUGGG